CAAAUUCAAACAAAGAUAAAGACAGUGAAAUCAUGUUUAGGGAGCGACGAAUGUGGUGUCAAAAUCAGACAACAGAUUCAUCGCUCCAAACUUGAAUAACAAUCGCGGUCCGUCUUUCUAUUUUUUUCUGGAGGACCAUAAUGCGUGACAGGGAGUGAUCAGCAAAGCAACUUCGCAAGAGGGACACAUGAUAGUCAAUACCAUACAUGUAUAGCAGCAUCCUGUUAUCGAAUGACAGUGGCGACACCGCAGUGGUGGCAGCGUGAACUAAAUUUGGUGGAAGGCCGGCGCGCGUUCAGUCACGAGUUGUGCACCACGUGUGAUAAUUCUGGUGAAGGAUAUAAGUCAGGAUAGUCUUAUUGAUCUGCGCACCUGACAUGGGUGAGAGGUGAGGUUGUGAUAGAGAUAUAAAGAGCUCCUGCAACCCCAUUAUCUUAAUAUAUUCACUCACCAAUCAACGCUCCUCAUAUCGCAAAGUAUAUCUCCGAUGGCAGAACCUAAGGUAGAUCUUGCAUCGCUCUCGCUCUUCCGCGCGACGAGUGCGCAGGCUGAAGAGUCACGGCGCCGGACUUUUCCGCAAUGGGGGUGGUGCUCUGAACCUGACAGACUACCUUGCGCGAGAUGCGACGAUGGAAUCGGGCGAGCACGCCAAGGAUGGAAAGUGGAUUACUUGGUGAGCGCCCCACUUUGCUGGUAAAAAGAAGCUAACGGGAGAGAAGGGUGCUGGCGCCACGGAAUGACCCCACAACGCUUGAUUUUAUGAGCGCUUGCGAGACAUAUAAGCGCACAGGUCUUGUCGCUUACCCCUCAUCCUCCCCGUCUGAGCCCAACUCAGUGCACGAAGCAACUUGUUACGGUGUCGCCUGCGUGUUCACUCCACCCUCGAAGCGCAAGCG
Suillus subaureus is the source of this 896-nucleotide messenger RNA. RefSeq lists its product as uncharacterized. The annotation marks the transcript as partial. The transcript has 2 exons. NCBI's taxonomy places the organism in Eukaryota, Fungi, Basidiomycota, Agaricomycetes, Boletales, Suillaceae. The record is from RefSeq and is a predicted model, not a curated record.